AUGCAGCUCAGACUGCACCCGACGCGUCCGCAGCGCCCGCGUCGGUUGCCGCAGUUGCCCGACGCCACGCAUCAGCUGAUCACCGCCACGCCCGCCGCCGUCUUGUCCACGGCGCCGAACCCGUUCAUCAAAUGCGCGCAGCCGCCCGAGCGCCUCGUCGAACGUCAUCUUGUCGAGGUUGGAGAACUGCUCGAUGCCGGCGACGACCGGGAACAGCCGGUCAGGGACGGUGUCAAGAAGCUUUUUCACCAGCACCGCGCCGCCAAGCGUCUCCCGAGGUUCGCGAACCGCGCCGUCAUCCCCGCCAGCCUCCCGGCGUACGCGUCCAGCGCCUCGCCGUCCGCCAUCUUCAUGCGAUCGAGCUCCCCGUGCAGAGUCGCCCGCCUCGCCGUGCGCACCCGAUCGGCGCCGACGAACCUCACCUUCAGGGAGUCCCAUAUCUCCCUGGCGGUGAGCUUCAUUGUCACCUGCAGCAGCACGUCCUCCAGCAGCCCGCCGAGGAUCAUCGCGCGCGCCGUCUUGCACGUUUUCCCGUUCACCGCCGCGUUGCCCGGUGCCACCGCCUCCCACAGAGUGUGGGCGUCAAGAAUCGCCUACGCCUUGAUCGCCCACACCGUGUAG
This is a messenger RNA of Aegilops tauschii subsp. strangulata, 621 nucleotides long. RefSeq lists its product as uncharacterized. The record is from RefSeq and is a predicted model, not a curated record. Lineage: Eukaryota; Viridiplantae; Streptophyta; Magnoliopsida; Poales; Poaceae.